This is a messenger RNA of Colletotrichum abscissum, 1929 nucleotides long. RefSeq lists its product as uncharacterized. Gene Ontology annotation, biological process: DNA-templated transcription; positive regulation of transcription by RNA polymerase II. Gene Ontology annotation, molecular function: DNA binding; DNA-binding transcription factor activity; zinc ion binding. The record is from RefSeq and is a predicted model, not a curated record. Bases 1 to 1929 code for a protein of 642 amino acids. The transcript is spliced from 2 exons. NCBI's taxonomy places the organism in Eukaryota, Fungi, Ascomycota, Sordariomycetes, Glomerellales, Glomerellaceae.
AUGAUAGUCAACACUAUCGACGACGCUGAUGACUGGCUGGCUGCGAUACUCGAUGGUGAAGAACGACGACCGAAAUUCGGGUUACAGGAUUUGAGUCUGCUGAUUUCCUCCAAAACGGAUGUCACUGAUACACUGGCGGAGUCUUGGAGGACAAGCACCACUUCGAAGACAGUGGAGAGACUUCUCUCUAUCGAUGAACCUGCAGAAAGCCUCGAAGAUGGCGAAGCCUUCAAGAAGUUCGAGUCAGGCAUCAGGGAGGCCACCAAACUCGCAGCCAAGUUCUCGGCAGACCAGAUCCCUAACAUUGACAACGGACCAGACAUGAUAACUCCCGCAUAUACCAACGCCAGCCAACCCGACUACUCACCGACUGGAACAAUCACUCUAUCGAAACAGGAUAUCGAUUCGACUCUCUCACUCUAUUCGCAUCAGCCGACUUUCCCACAAAAUGCCUUGGUUAUGCCACAGGUCCCAACACCACAACGCCACACCUCCCCGCCGCAGAUCCCUUCAAAUUGGGCACAGCUACUGGACGUGUACUUCGCCAACACACAUUCAUGGCUACCCGUGGUGCAGAAGCACGAUCUUAUGCGAUUGGUCUACCUCAAAGCCAAUAACGAUAAGGAUGCCAACACAUCAAAUGCAAUACAUAGCGGAGAUCCCUGCUUUCUCUGGACAGUCAUGGCCUAUUCCCUGCGCCAGUCGGGAUCUUUGGAGCUUUCAAAGGCCUUCCUCGAGUCAGCGACAGAUAUUCUAGCCAAAGACAAUGGAAAGUAUGAGAUCGGUCACAUACGAGCCAUACUCAUUGUGGCACUUAUUAGACUGGAAGAGCAAGACAUUGGAGCCGCGUGGCUCGCAAUCGGCCAAGCCACAUACUCAGCUGCCAUGUCGUUUCUUACUGUCAUUGGCGAUGGGCCCUUGCAGAAAGACGAGGGCACACGGCGAACACUUAUGUGCGUCUUUGUCCUUGACACGCUCAUCGCAAGCUUGGCAAAGUCACGGCCAUAUCUCAACUCCUCGGACGCACAGCGCUUUGGCUUGCUUGUCACAGAGUCCAUGGAAGAAUGGGAGCCAUGGUAUUCAAAAGAUUUGGAUGACCAGGCGCAGCCGCCGAGCCACACUCCAGGACUGACAUUGAGCACGUUCAAUUCCUUCUUCCUUCUUGUUUCCAUUCUAAAUGAUAUUGUGAGACUCGAGAUGAGAAGCGACAAUAUUGGCCGUUAUUAUCAUAUCAUCAGGGACUUUGAAGAAUGGAGGAAGCGUCGUCUGCCGCAUGGAAAUCAGCAUGAUGUCGCAAACACGCCACAGGAUACGAAUCUUCGUCUCGCUUGUGCCAGUAUUUCCGAGACUCUUACGACACAAGGGCAACGCCUUGAGGGUACACCAUAUGGAGUGCCCAGCAAGGGAUCCCCGGAAAUGCUUGUUCAAGAGCAAUCUCUUCUUCAACUUCUCGACACCACCAAGACAUUUCGCAUGCCUCCGACAUCGAUAGCCUUUCUCAAUAGCCUCGAAGCCGCUUAUGAAUACCGAAUGAAUAGCACACAGGGGCUCGGAGGAUCUCUUGGGGAUUUGCAAUCCUUAAAGACGGCCCUUGCUGAUGCCCAAAUGAGAAUCUCCCGGAGACACAGCCCUCCUACAACUUCUCGCAGUGAAAUCGCCGAAAGCGAGCCAGCGGUAAUGGAAGCCAUAGCAGAAUCCACAUCUGCUCAUCAAUCGGACCUGCGGCAGUUUCAGCCAGAAGCGCAAGUGAGCUUCAGUGAACUUAUGGACACUGCGACGGAGAACAUUGGCGGUGAACUCUUCAUGAGCCUCGCUGAUCUCGACUCAGCUGAUUGGUCGGCAAAUCCACCAGAGUUCAUGCGGCAUCUCGGAGUUGUAGGCGACAUGGCGACGGAUAUCCAGUCAUUCUUUGACCAAGAGCCCGGGUGA